Messenger RNA from Rhopalosiphum maidis (corn leaf aphid), 1443 nucleotides. Its product is annotated as farnesol dehydrogenase-like. The transcript has 6 exons. NCBI's taxonomy places the organism in Eukaryota, Metazoa, Arthropoda, Insecta, Hemiptera, Aphididae. Gene Ontology annotation, molecular function: oxidoreductase activity. Bases 486 to 1214 code for a protein of 242 amino acids. The record is from RefSeq and is a predicted model, not a curated record.
AAAUGAGUAGGUAGUACAGCGGUUCAGUGGUUCCCAAACUAUUUUUUAAUCGUAGCACGUUAUUAUUAGUUACUUAUUAAUUUAUUAUAAAUCGCAGCACACGAUAGACAAUUUCUAUUUGCCAAAAUUAAAUAAUUUAAGAUUUAUUCAAAACAAUGUGUUCUCAAGUUUUCAAGGCAUACCUUUAAAAUUUCUUGACACACUAUUUAGGAAACAUUAUAUUAUUAUUAUUAUUAUUACUAUUUUAGUAGUAAACCAUUAUAACAUUGUUGUAGAUAAUAAAGUGUUGCAUGUGACCAUCGUCUUCAUAACCAGUGCCCAUUAAAUAAAAACUGCAGUGAGGUCUACAGUCUGCAGUGUAUCUAUCUCAUGGAACUAUACUGAUAUUCGUUUAUAUAUCAUUUAUUAUUAUUUCAGGACAUAUGAGUGCAUACAUAUAUAAGUAAGUACAAUAUUUAAAAAUAAUAAUAACAAUAAGUAGCUUGAUGGAACGGUGGAGUGGCAAGGUGGCGAUAGUUACUGGCGCCAGUGCUGGUAUUGGUGCGGCGAUUGUAGUAAAGCUGGCGAAGAGUGGCGUGCACGUCGUGGCGCUCGCCAGAAGAGAAAACAAACUAAAGGAACUAGCCGAAUCAUUAAAUAAUAAAGACUACGGAACUAUUUAUACAAAGGUAUGCGAUGUCACUAACGAGCAAUAUGUGAAAAACGUUUUUUCGUGGGUAGAUUCAACAUUAGGAGGUCCCAGUAUUUUAAUUAACAAUACGGGAGUGGUGAAAGUAUCAAGCCUUUUAAAUAGAAAACUGAAGGAUUGGCAAGAGAUAUUUAAUGUCAAUGUUAUGGCGUUGAGUGUGUGUUCGAGAGAAGCUUACAAAUCGAUGACGAAAAAUAAAAUCGACGGUCACAUCAUUCAAGUAAAUAAUAUCUCCGGUCACAGUUUAACUCCGAACUUUGCGCACAAAAUGUAUAACGCUUCAAAGCAAGCAGUCACAGCACUGUGUGACGGACUUCGACACGAAUUACAAUUAACUGGAUCAAAAAUCAAAGUUUCGAGCGUUAGCCCAGGACCAACAGCUACAGAUAUGUUAACAAAUCUCAUCAAAUAUCACAAAGAAUUAAAAACUACGGUGGAUCACAAUAUACUUGAUGCAGAAGACGUCGCGAAUGCCGUAAUUAGUUCUUUGGCAACGCCGCCAAAUGUUCUUCUGAACAAGCUUUGAAACGAAAUGAAUUAACUUUACGGGAAACUGUCCAAGUUGUAUUAGCAAGUCAGGGGCUCCUAAGUUGUUCUUGUAAAAGUGCUUGUCAAAUCAAACUAAAGAUAGCAUGAAAUGUUACAGCAAUUGUCAAAAUCCACUGACCUGCUUAAAUAAAUAAAAACCAAAACCAAUUACUAUAUACUAAAUAAGCUUAUUUUUUUUUAACUAUUUUAAUUAAGUAUUUAAUAAU